Fonsecaea nubica is the source of this 1473-nucleotide messenger RNA. RefSeq lists its product as hypothetical. NCBI's taxonomy places the organism in Eukaryota, Fungi, Ascomycota, Eurotiomycetes, Chaetothyriales, Herpotrichiellaceae. Gene Ontology annotation, molecular function: nucleotide binding. Bases 1 to 1473 code for a protein of 490 amino acids. The transcript is spliced from 2 exons. The record is from RefSeq and is a predicted model, not a curated record.
AUGUCUUGGGUCGUCGAGUACAUGCUCGGCUUCCACAACUGGUGGAACAAGAUCAACGCGGUCAAGGAGGACAUUUUGAACCAGAAACUCGCCUUACUUCAGUCAUCCUCUUCCUCUUCCACCACCUCGUCGACACACCAACAAAACCCGCCUCUCCUUCGACUCGGCAUCCUCUCCGCCGCCGCCAUCAACUACACCGCCAUCUGGGACCCCGUCUCGACACACCCGGACGUGGUCAUCACCGGUCUCGCGGCCCGGGACAAGGCGCGCGCAGAGGCCCAGAUCGCGAGCAACAAACGCUUCUUGCCCUGCGAGUGCAAGGCCUACGGGUCGUACACGGCGCUGCUGGACGCCGACGAUGUCGACGCCGUGUACAUCGCCGCGCCGAACGGGUUGCAUUACAAGUGGGCGCUCGAGGCGCUCGCGCGGGGCAAGCACGUCCUGGUCGAGAAGCCCAUUGCAUCCAACGCACGCCAGGCCCGAGAGUUGCGCGACGCCGCCGCCGCGGCCACGGCGAGAUAUGCACGCCGGAUCGUCCUCCUCGAGGCCUUUCACUGGCGCUUCCACCCCAGCGUCCACGUGGUCAAGCAGCUCCUCCUGGACGGGCAGUACGGGCGUGUCCUCGGUGUGGACGCCCGCGCCAUCCUCCCCGGCGGCGUGCUCGGCACGGACGACAUCCGCUUCCAAUACCGCCUGGGCGGCGGGUGCUGCAUGGACCUGACGUACGUGUUCAGCGCCAUCGCGUACUUUGCCGCCCGCGACGUCGCGGACCCGAACCUCGAGUUCGAGGUCGUCGACGCCAACGCCCGUCUGAACCGCUCGGACCCCUUGGUCGACGAGGCCGUCGAGGCGACGAUCCGCAUCAGAGAUCCCAACCCUUACCCUCGCCCCGAAACCUACGCUAGCGAAAGCCCCAGCGACGGCAAACUACCCGCAGAGAUCACAGCAACCCUGGCCGCCGACCUCGCGCAGCCCAAGCUCUUCGGCCUGAUCCCCAAGCUCUGGGCCGUCAGCGCCCCGACCGUGACGAUCCAGUGCGAACACGCCGAGAUUGUCUUUGAGAAUUUCAUGGGGCCCUGGACCACGCAUAAGAUCUCCGUCGUGCCUGUGGCGCGUGACCCGGCUACUAAUAAGAUUGUCGAGCGAGGGGCAAGUCAGUCGGGUGUGUCGGGCGUGAAACCGGCGACGCUCAAGCAGUUCAAGGGCGGGCCGCUCUGGGAUCGCGAGUUGAAUUCCGCCUCGGAGGCAGCGAACAGUGGUGGUGGUGGUGGUGGUCAAGAGUGGUGGACCACCUACCGGUGGCAGCUCGAGGCGUUUGUCAGGAUGAUUCGCGACGGUCAGGACGACUCGGGUACUCACCGCUAUAAAGGUCCCUGGGUCGACGUGGCCGAGAGCAUUCGCGUCAUGGAAAUGAUCGAUAGCACCUAUGAGAAGUUGGGGCUGCCGCUUCGGGGGGUGGAGGGAGAUGGGUGA